AUGGCCAUCAUGGAGAACUUGGACAUCAUGUUGCUCUCCUGGGUGUGCAAGGCCCAGGAGACAGGGACAGCAGGGCCUAGGGAGGACUGGAAUGUGCACAGUUGGGAGGAGAGAAAGGCGGGCCAGCAGAUGCUUAGAAGUGGGCUACUUAGGACAUUCUCAGAGACGGGGAGCUGCUGGGGCCUGCUGCACUUGGUCCCAGGUGCCAUGACACUCGUGAGAGUUUGGCUGCUGUUCUUGGCCUUCAACAUAGAUCUGGCCCAGAAGAAUCUGGAAGAGGUCCCAGUGCAGCCUGACUUUGAUGCACAUAAGGUGGAAGGACGUUGGUUUACCAUCCAGCUGGCCACUAGCCACAGGGACCUGGUCUUGCCCACUGACCCCCUGAGACUUUCCCUCCACUCCAUUCAGACAAGAGACAGUGGGGAUGUGGACUUUGUGCUGUUUGAGAAAGGAGAGGGGGUAUGCACAGGGAUCAAUAUCACUGUCCAUCCAGCGGGGCUCCCAGGCCAGUACCAAGGAACAUUUGAGGGAGGCAGCAUGCACGUCCAUUUCGUCAGCACCGACUACAACAACCUCAUUCUUCAUGUACGCUUUGAGGACAACGAAGUCACAAACCUGUGGGCACUGCUGGCGAGAAGAAUGCUUGAGGACCCUACAUGGCUGGGGAAAUACCUGGUGUUUGUAGAGAAGUUCCACCUUCAGAAGGCCCCCAUCUUCAAUAUAGCUGGUAAGAGCUGCCCUCCAGCUGCUCCUCAGCUGUUUAAGGAGCUCCUCCUCUUCUCAUCCACCCCAUGA
Arvicola amphibius (Eurasian water vole) is the source of this 795-nucleotide messenger RNA. Its product is annotated as lipocalin. Bases 1 to 795 code for a protein of 264 amino acids. NCBI's taxonomy places the organism in Eukaryota, Metazoa, Chordata, Mammalia, Rodentia, Cricetidae. Gene Ontology annotation, molecular function: small molecule binding. The record is from RefSeq and is a predicted model, not a curated record. The transcript has 6 exons.